Messenger RNA from Betta splendens (Siamese fighting fish), 1355 nucleotides. Its product is annotated as endonuclease domain-containing 1 protein-like. Lineage: Eukaryota; Metazoa; Chordata; Actinopteri; Anabantiformes; Osphronemidae. Bases 236 to 613 code for a protein of 125 amino acids. The transcript has 3 exons. Gene Ontology annotation, molecular function: metal ion binding; hydrolase activity; nucleic acid binding. The record is from RefSeq and is a predicted model, not a curated record.
CAAGGGCUCAGAGAAGAACUGGAGAAGGCUUGGAAGGUGAAGGCCACAGUGGUGCCUGUGGUGAUUGGAGCACUGGGGGCUGUGACCCCCAAACUGGAGGAGUGGCUACAACAGAUCCCUGGAAAUACAUCCGAAAUCUCAGUCCAGAAAAGUGCAGUCCUAGGAACAGCAAGGAUACUGCGCAGAACCCUCAAGCUCCCUGGCCUCUGGUAGAGGACCCGAGCUUGGAAAGUGGAUGAGACCACUCGCGGAGGAGUGUGAGACCAUGACUCCUGUAAAGACGUGUUUCCUGCUGCUCCUCAGCGUCCUGUUCAUCGCUCCCACAGUAUCUGAAGUGGUGAUGUCCAUGUCAGACUGUAAAGGGUUUCUGCUUAACAACAAACCUCCUCAGGUUCCAGACGUCGUGGAGGAUGAUAAAAUACAGGACAACAACCGAUACAAAGUCAUCUGCCAGACUUACAAGGAUGAGAGGAGGUUUGUGACGCUUUAUGACACCAAGAACAAGAUCCCAGUGUUUUCUGCUUACAAGUUCACAAAACCAGACACGGGAAGACCGGACGAUCUCUGGAAGAUGGAGCCACAGAUUCAAAGUCACCACAGUCCCACUGACUGACGGCUUUAACUUUUACAGCUUGAAGACAUGGGCACAGACAAAAACAUGGAAGAUAAUGAUAUUAAUGUUGAGUACAAUAACCAGGCUGGUGACAAAGAUUAUAAAGAAGGUACUGCAUACGACAAGGGCCAUUUACUUCCAUCUUCUUAUGCAAAAAGUCAAGAUGACAAAACCUCAACAUCAACUCUGACAAACGCUGUUCCACAAGUUCGAUCUUUCAACAGAGGCAGCUGGGCCAGAAUGGAGAAAUGUGUCAAAUGUGUCAUGGAAAAAUUCUGUGUUAACAGUAAUAAAGUUAUUGAAGGCUACGUAAUUACUGGAGCAAAGCCCGGCAACAGUGAACCAGUGAACAGGAGGGUUAACGUACCUUCACUGCUCUGGUCGGCGUUCUGCUGUUACAGUAACAACAAGUGGAUAGCGAGCGCGUACUGGGGAGAAAAUGUUAAAGAUGGAGCUGAUGAUACAAUUCUACCCACAAACACAUUAACACAACUCUACGAUCAGCUGAAGGAUGGAGACAAACGUUUUGAAGCAUUUCCAGGAUCAAGUUGUCCACUGGUUGAAACUGUUGAUGAUCUUUACUCUCAAGUGAAAAACGACUGUUAUUGUGUUAAAAAAACAAAAAGUUGAUUAUUUCUACAGCAACAACCCAUCAUCUAUGCUGCGCCAGGCUAAACUGAAGCCUGCAACAGCAGAUUUCUCAAUAAAACCUGUGAAGACAACUAACUGUCUGCUUCUGUGA